GCGGCAAGUUCCAUGGCGAGUGCGGAAGGACCUUCAUUGUGCAGCGAUGAGUUGCUCGUCGAUGAAGUGCGUCAAAGACCCAUUCUCUACGACCAACGGCUAAAAACAUACCGGGAUAAGCAGCUGCAAUACGACGCCUGGCUGGAAGUGGCGGGCGCCAUGAAACAAAGCGUGGCAGAGGUGCAGCAUCGUUGGAGUUGCCUUAGGCAGAAAUUCCUGCGCCUGCGAAAGAUCUACGUCAAGUCUGGCAGCGGCGCAGCGGACGUGGAAAAAACGUGGGAGCUGAUGCCACACCUGAUGUUCCUUGCAGAUGCCAUACAACGUCGGAGAUAA
Molecule: messenger RNA, 333 nt
Organism: Rhipicephalus sanguineus (brown dog tick)
Lineage: Eukaryota; Metazoa; Arthropoda; Arachnida; Ixodida; Ixodidae
Product: transcription factor Adf-1-like
Exons: 2
Coding region: 13-333 (106 amino acids)
Biological process (GO): regulation of transcription by RNA polymerase II
Cellular component (GO): transcription regulator complex; nucleus
Source: RefSeq, a predicted model, not a curated record